AUGCCCUCUCUAAACACACGAAGCCUGCUUCUCCCAGCAGCACUACUAUCAGUACUCGCAGCAGCUACGCCAGCACCGAGUCCCUACCCAGAUCCGAAUCCGGACCCAAUCUCUCCGCGCCAUCCCGAGAUCACACCCAGCGCCGUCGAAUACCACCCCACGCGAACCUACCGACACCGACGCGACCUCGGCGACGUCUUCUCCGACGUCGAGUCCGGCGUCAACAGCGUAUUGAGCGACUUGGGCAAUCUACCCAGUUAUGUUGCCUCUGGGAUCGCGCCGUUCUUCCAGGACUAUCCAGACAGCAGUGCAGUGCAGAGCUCGCUAAGCCUCUCGGACUCUGAGGUGGCUGCGCUUCCAACACAAGUACUGAACAUCGAUCCAUACGCGAACUACACGAGCCAGGGCUGGAAUGUGAGAUUCCAUGGCAAUGUUUACAAGCAGCCGGACAUCUCGAACGAUACCUUGAAUGACCUGGCGAACGUGUUUCUGCCAGACGUGGAUAUUGAGGACCUCCCGCAGUCGCAGGCAGAUCAGGCGAGGAAUCUGACGGCUAGCAUAUUCGUGCUUCAGCAGGGAGAUGUGAAUGUGUCUACAAUAAACUUGGAGCCGGCGCCCAUGCAAGGUUCCAGCGGCGAAGAUGGGGGUGGUGGAGCUGUGACACCAAGUGGAGGAUCGCAGCAGGUCACCCUGCCGUAUCCCACGACUGACCAAGGAGACUUUGACGUCUUCGUGCCAAUCGACGGAGCUGGACUCAUGAACGGCAACGAAACUCAGCAGAUCCAACGCCUGAACACCCACGUAGAAGGUGCCUCAAUCGGCAACAGCACGGCCUACCUCGUCCCCAACGAAGGUAUAACCAUCGUCUCCGACAUUGACGAUAUCCUGCGCGUCACCAAGAUCUACGAGCCCGAGAAAGGUCUGCUAAACUCCUUCGCGCGAGCCUUCCGGCCGUGGAUGAACAUGCCGGAAAUUUACGCCAACUGGUCCAGCUCCCUGCCAGACAUGCACUUCCACUACCUGACCACCACACCCGAGCAGGUCACCAGAACGUACAUGCAGUUCAUCUACUCGACCUAUCCAGGCGGGAGCUUCGACACCCGACCACUGAACUUCAGUAAUUGGCAAGAGACACUGCACGUCCGCAAAUUCCUACUCGAGAAAGUGCUGCAGACUUUCCCGAACCGCAAAUUUAUCCUCGUAGCCGACACGUCGAACUCAGACGUGAUGAGUGCCUAUCCGGAGAUGGCCGUCAAGUAUCCCGACCAAGUCCAAUGCAUCUGGCUCCGCAACACCUCCGCUACUGAUCCCGGCGACCGUUUUCCAUACGACACGUCUGGAUUCGAGAAUUUGAAGCAGGAGAAGUACAUGUUCUUCACUGUGCCGAAUGACCUUACGAAUCUGGACGUGGAGAAUGGUGAAUGCUACAAUAAAUCGAUUAAACAGAACGUCACCUUCUCGUAUCAAGGGCUACCGUUUGGACUCGGAGAUGAUAGUGCCGCGGCGUUGGUGAAGGCGCAGACGGGGUUGAUGUUUGCCGUGUUUUUGGGAACUUUGGUGUGGAAUUUGAUGUAG
This is a messenger RNA of Saxophila tyrrhenica, 1575 nucleotides long. RefSeq lists its product as uncharacterized. Gene Ontology annotation, molecular function: phosphatidate phosphatase activity. Gene Ontology annotation, cellular component: actin cortical patch. The transcript has a single exon. Bases 1 to 1575 code for a protein of 524 amino acids. The record is from RefSeq and is a predicted model, not a curated record. Lineage: Eukaryota; Fungi; Ascomycota; Dothideomycetes; Mycosphaerellales; Extremaceae.